Eimeria tenella is the source of this 2130-nucleotide messenger RNA. RefSeq lists its product as uncharacterized. The transcript has 2 exons. The annotation marks the transcript as partial. NCBI's taxonomy places the organism in Eukaryota, Apicomplexa, Conoidasida, Eucoccidiorida, Eimeriidae. The record is from RefSeq and is a predicted model, not a curated record.
AUGCCGUCUGCUGCACUUUUAAACAGCAGCAGGGAGGGCCCCUCAUUUGCCAAGAUUUCUGCUGCUUCUCCUUCGCAGUCGCCGCGCCGCCGCUGCAGCAGACGCAGCAUUAGCAGCAGCAGCAGCAACAGCAGCAGCUGCUACGAAGUGGACCAGCCUGGCAGCAACAGCAGCAACAGCAGCAACAGCAGCAGCAGCAGCAGUGGGUCUACACCGCCACGAGCCCAGCGGCGGUCCCGCGGCGCAGUCAAAGCGACAGCCACUAGCAACAGCAGCAGCAGCAGCAGCAGCAACAGCAGCAGCAGCAGCAGCAGCAGCAGAGCCAACAGACGGGUAGCUGUCUCUAAGGGGACCCAAAGCAGCACGAAGGCCCCCAAGACCUCCCGAAGUUCGGCCCGCAGUCUGCUUUCCACAUGCAGCAGCAGCAGCAGCAGGAGCGGCAGCAGCAGCAGCAGCAGCAGCAAGAGCAUCUUCGGGUGCGGCCUGCUGGCAACGCAAGCUGCUGCUGCUGCUGCUGGAGAAGACAAGACACCCACUCGCCUGCGGCCUGCUGCGUCUCCUCUGAAUGUUGCAAAGCCCCGUGCUGCAGCAGCUGCUGCUGCUGCUGCUGAUCCUAGCAGCAGCAGCAGCAGCAGCUUCUCAUGGUAUGAGGCAGCAGCUCCCAGGUGUACGGACACGCUGCAGAGCGUCCACCCUGCUGCGAAAGUGUCGCAGCUGAUUGACUUCCUGCGGCCAUACGCUACUGCUGCUGCUGCUGCAGCAGCAGCAGCAGCAGCAGCGGGGCCUUUUCAAGUGCAGCAGAAGCAGCAGAACCGCGAGAAGCGCAUGAAGAAUGAAGAAAAUUGCCCCGCGCAGCGUGUCUUCAUGGACGUCGAUGGGCUUCCACCGAACAGCAGCAGCAGCAGCAGCAGCAGCAGCAGCAGCAACAAUAGCAGCAGCAGCAGCAGCAGCAGGUUGCCUGCUGCAUGCAUCUGCGUGCUGCAGGGGCCUUCAGGGUGCGGCAAGCGGUGGCUAGUGCUGUCUGCUGCUGCGUCUCUGGGUCUGCGGGUUUUGGAGUUCGACGAAGCAGCAGCAGCAGCUGCUGCUGCUACUGCUGCAGGGAAGACAGCAGCAGCAGCAGCAGCAGCAGCAGCAGGACCCCGCUGCAGCUCAGGCGAGCCGCUGUCUCUGGGGUCAGCUCUUCUGGCGUUUAUCUCGGAGGCCCAAAAACGCAAAGCUUUGCCGCUGGACCUCGGCAGCAGCAGCAGCAGCAACAGCAGCAGCAGCAGCGGCAGCAGAAGAGGGGGGGCUGGCGUGGUGCUGCUGCGCCAGCUGCCAGCAACUUUGCUGCAGCACUCGCCGAGCUUCACCCGUCAGCUGCAGCAGCUGCUGCAGCAGCGCCUGCAGCCCUACCAGCAGCAGCAGCAACAGCAGCAGCAGCAGCAGCAGCAGCAGCGCGUGGCUGCGCAGCCACUCGUACUGUGCGUAGGAGACUCCUGGGAGCAGCAGCGGCUGCUGCAGCGGCUGCUGCCGCCGCAUUUGCUGUCGAGCUCGGGGGUUUGUUUUAUUAAAUUAAAUCCGCCCACUGAGACGCAGGUGCUGCGGCUGCUGCAGCGGGCGCAGCAGCAGACAGCAGCAGAUCUGCAGCAGCGGGGCCUUGCUGCCGCUGCAGCACGUGUUGCUGUUGCAGACACUGCAGCAAUUGCUGCUGCUAGCAAGGGAGACCUAAGGCAGGCACUUUGCAGCCUCCAGCUUGCUGCUGCUGCACCUGCUGCUGCACCUGCUGCUGCUGCUGCUGCUGCGGGGCUGCAGACGCCUCCGCGCCGCGCGGGAGGGAGACAGACAGGAGCAGCAACUGCUGCAGCAGGCGCAGCAGCAGCAGCAGCAGCAGCAGCAAAGUGGUGUAAAGACUUACAGCUAGUCUCUUUUCACGCUUUGGGAAAGUUUCUUUACGGAAAACGAUUUCCCAGCUGCACCCAGGAGCAGCAGCAGCAACAGCAGCAGCAACAGCAGCAACAGCAGCAGCAACAGCAGCAACAGCAGUUGACUGAGCCUCCGCACUACCCAGAAAGCUCAAUGACAUCAGCAACAGUAGCAGCAACAACAGCAGCAGCAGCAGCGGGAAUAUGGGGAGGCAUGUUUUGGCGUCCA